Molecule: messenger RNA, 3237 nt
Organism: Cylindrotheca closterium
Lineage: Eukaryota; Bacillariophyta; Bacillariophyceae; Bacillariales; Bacillariaceae
Source: the annotation of a GenBank genome assembly
AUGCGCCAACCAGUUUCAAUUCCAAAUGCUCAUCAAGGCUCAACACUGCAUGCUGGUGGGAGCCACAAUGGAAGCGACGGCAACAAACCAAAACGGCCUUCCGAUUAUUCGCAUCGAAGCAGCAAUGUACUUUCUCCCCGAAGUGUAGCAUCAGGACAACGGGUGAUUCCUCUUGGCGGAGGGGGCGGUAGCAAUGACGUCCAUCAGAACAAGCAGCCUUCAGGACCUCGCUCCGCACACUUGCAACCAAAGACAGAGGUCACUGCCGUGAGCCAGACAUCUGGAUCAAAGGGUGCCGAGGAAAAUUUGGCAUCUGGGGAGUUGGACAAACAAGAACAGGCUUUAUUUGAGCAACGAUUGUGCGAAGAUGAGUUCGGUGUUGCGGUUCGAAAAAUCAAUCAGAAUGGCAAAUCGAAUCUGCGAUAUGUGCGAUGCAUUGAAGUGGACCUAAUGGAGCUCGACGACGAAGCGCCUGCUUCUUCUAAUAGAUCAGUGUCGUCUAUAUCCAAAGGGUCAAAAUCGUUUGUGAAGGGGUUGGCAAGUCUAUUGCGGUCAGAUAGAAGUACCACCAGAAGUCGGUCAGAAAGUGUUGAUAGAAAUGAGUUGACUGAUUUUUCCAAUUUACUUCCUGGUGGAACAAUGGUCAGAUGUCUUACGUGGGGCAAGAAAAAGGGUGUGAGAAUUCCUCUGGAACGAUUCACGUCGGUUCGGAAGGGCAAGACGACAGAUCGCACCAAGCGCAAUGCUUGCCCAUCCGUCCGAAUCUUGUCCCUUAUUACUAAUGAUCCCUAUCAUCGCUCUCUUGAUAUCGAAGCACCUACUCGACUGGAUCGAGACAAGUUUGCCAAAGCAUUUUCAAAGUUUUUGAAUAUUCCGUUGGAAACAGAUGAAAAUAGAAGCACUCGCUCGGACUUGACUCCAGUAGCCAAAUCGAGAGAUUUUAUAGCCAAAGUUGAAAUCAAUAGCAAUCAAAAGAAUGUUCCUGUGCCUGUUGUAACGACAACAAGUGCAUCGCCAAAUCGACUUCCACCCUCAUGUAGAAUAAACGCAAAUGCAGACAAGGGAAUGGGAAAGUUGCCUCGAGCAGGAGGGCCAAUGGAGCUGCCGAGCAAAACAUCGACUGCAAAGGACGAGCAAUCAACUCCGAUCCAGCUACCCAAAGCCAAUGUAGUUUCGCCUUCGAAUAAGCGAAAGUCAUCGGCAAGUAAAUCACUGCCUUCUGCACGAUUGGAAUUACCUCCUGCAGAUGAUGCGUCUGCAGUUUCGUCGAUCACAGGCGUUGGGGUAGAUCAGGAAAUUAUCGAAGAGAUGCAUAAUGCGUUGACUGUGUUGCGUGCGGAACUGGACGAAAGUCGAGCCGAAGCUGCACGAGCAGUGAAGGUUGCGGAACAAGCCAUUCAGAGUGCGGAAAAUAACAACAGUAAGGACUGGCAUAGUACUGUGACACACAAAGCUGCAGAAGCUGCUGCCCUCGCCCAAAAGAAGUCCGCGGCUGCCUUGGCGCGGGCCCGACAAGCUGAAGAUAAGUUCGAGAUAGAAAGACAAAAUGCGGCCAAGUGGCAAAAGCAGGCGCAGUCAGCCGAGGAAGAUGCAGGAUAUUGGCGGACGCGAGCUGCAGCUGCGGAAGUAGAGAGGUCUUCGAUCGCGGAUUCUUUGGAGACAGACCGAAACAACAUUGUUGCGCUUCUGUCUUCUAUGAGAGAAAAGAAUGGCUCCGAUCUGGAGGGGGGAAAGCGAAAUCGUGCCCUGAAAGCCGAGCUGGAAAUCCUACGUUCCUCGUUAGCAAGUCGAGAUGCAGAAGUCAUGGCUCUUCGUAAUUGCAUGUCGGAAGUUGAAUCCACCCCUGAAGCAUAUCAAGUUCUGAGGAGAAAACCAAGAUUCCUCAAUUAUUUAGAAAGUGCAAGAUCUCACGGUCAAGGUGGGGGCACUUUUACUGCGCGAGGUAUAGUACAGUCCCAAUCGCAGGUUGAACAGCUGCGUUCGAAGCUGGCCAUGGAAACCACUGUGCGAAGGAAACUACAGCAUGAAGUCUUGGAUCUUCGAGGAGCUGUCCGAGUAUACUGUCGUCCUCGAGCCAUAACCUCAGGUAUCUCAGCACUUUCGACGCCGUCACGAGAAGUUGUUGUGCUUCAUAGAGAACGGAGCGAAGAUGAGAUGCCGAAUUCUACACCUCUGAGCUUCGAAUUCGAUGGUAUCGUUACUCCGGAUAUGGAUCAACAGGAACUCUACAGCGAAAUGGAACAGGUUUGUUUGAAUGUGCUCGAUGGCUUUAACUCUACAAUCAUGACGUUUGGUCCAUCUCGAGCUGGCAAGACGUUCACCAUGCUCGGUGACGUUGGAUACAGCAUUGCAGCUGACAGUAUUGAACCAGUUUUAUCACUGAACAAUUUUGGUGUUCACCUUCGAGCAGCCCGGCAACUAUUCUCGGUAAUUGAACAGCGCAGUGACAAAUACAACGAUACAGUUACAUUUUCUGUUCUUGAAGUGCACGAGGAGAAACUCUAUGACUUACUAGUUGGCACUGACAUUGGUGAAUCACACGGUACUCGAGAAAUGCCUGUGAAGAACACCCGGCGUCGAGCAGGUUCUACGUGUAGCUCUUCAUCAGCGAUGGGGAACUCUGAGCAACUACUGAAGCUCGAGCUCAAGACGAACCACGAUGGUGAAACUUGUAUUAGCGGGCUUAUCUCAGUUCAGGUGAAUAGUUUUGAGGAUGUAUGUCGUGUCUGGAAGGAGUGCCUGAGCAGACGGGUAUCGCGCCUUGCGGAACAAGGAAUUCGGUUGGAAGGUCACGACCACAAUUGCCACACCAUAGGAACCAUGAGAAUCUCAUCAACAAAUCUAUCGACCGGCAGCGGGACCCUUGGGAAAGUGCAAUUUGUGGACUUUGCUGCUUCAGACAUUGUCAAGGAAAGCCGUCCUGUGAGGGCCUCCAAUCCCGACAUGCUGUCAAGUGUUGGCCCAGAUCUAAGGUUCGCGAACAAGUCAAUAGCGACUCUCAGUGAUGUUGUACACGCGAGAAGUCAGUUCCAAAGAUCUGUUCCGUACCGAAAUUCCACCAUUACGCAUCUGCUUAGCGAUAGCUUGGAAGCUGACACAAAGGUCGUGAUGAUUGCUUGUGUAAGCUCCGAUGUCGCUGACAUUCAAGAAACGGCAUGCACACUAAAGUUCGCCGAACGUAUGCGACAAGUGAUAGUCGGCAAGGCUACAACGCAUUCACUAAGGACCAAUGCAUAG